UCUGGUAUUAAACAAAUAGUCUAUGGUUAUAAUUGGAAUUUCAAGAAAACCCAUUUGUCGAUAAAUACCACAAAAACCCUAGCUCGUGUCUUUGUUGUUGAUACCUUCAACAGUCGAAGAUGUCGAAGCGAGGACGCGGAGGAUCAGCAGGUAACAAGUUCAGGAUGUCACUGGGUUUGCCAGUGGCAGCAACUGUGAAUUGUGCCGAUAACACUGGGGCAAAGAACCUUUACAUCAUUUCAGUGAAGGGAAUCAAGGGACGUCUCAACAGGUUGCCGUCCGCUUGUGUUGGUGACAUGGUCAUGGCCACGGUAAAGAAGGGGAAACCUGAUCUCAGGAAGAAGGUUAUGCCUGCUGUCAUUGUCAGGCAGCGCAAACCCUGGCGCAGAAAGGACGGUGUCUACAUGUACUUUGAAGAUAAUGCUGGUGUUAUUGUGAAUCCAAAGGGAGAGAUGAAAGGUUCUGCUAUUACUGGUCCAAUUGGUAAGGAGUGUGCUGAUCUCUGGCCAAGAAUUGCAAGUGCAGCGAAUGCUAUUGUUUAAGAGCGCUUUAGAUUCGUAUCUUCUUUUUUUUUUUUCUGCCUUUUAGACAGUUUUUCAAGUCUUAGGAGUAAAGAUGUCUUGACCUGAUGAAGACAAUAUUUGUUAUUUGGAUGAAGUUUUUGUUGGACAAUGGUAUAAUUUUGAUGUUGUUUGUUUU
Mangifera indica (mango) is the source of this 699-nucleotide messenger RNA. RefSeq names its product 60S ribosomal protein L23. Lineage: Eukaryota; Viridiplantae; Streptophyta; Magnoliopsida; Sapindales; Anacardiaceae. Gene Ontology annotation, molecular function: structural constituent of ribosome; large ribosomal subunit rRNA binding. The transcript is spliced from 4 exons. The record is from RefSeq and is a predicted model, not a curated record. Gene Ontology annotation, biological process: translation. The coding region runs from base 120 to 542 and encodes 140 amino acids. Gene Ontology annotation, cellular component: cytosolic large ribosomal subunit; ribosome.